This is a messenger RNA of Corylus avellana, 966 nucleotides long. NCBI's taxonomy places the organism in Eukaryota, Viridiplantae, Streptophyta, Magnoliopsida, Fagales, Betulaceae. The record is from RefSeq and is a predicted model, not a curated record.
AUGGAUAACGAACUUAGAAGAGGAGAAGAAAUUUCAUUGGCACUUCUCAAAACUAUUGAAGUGUCAAAGAUUUCAAUCAUUGUACUCUCUAAAAACUAUGCAUCAUCUCAAUGGUGCUUGGACGAGCUAAUGAAGAUCCUUAGUUGUAGAGAAAUAAGGGGGCAACAGGUUCUAGUAUUGUUCUACGACGUAGAUCGGUCGGAAAUACGGUAUCAAACCAAUGGUGUUGGAGAAGCAUUCACCAAAGUUGAAAAAAGGUUCAAGGAUGAUGAAAUGAAGGUGAAGGGAUGGAUGACAACCGUAAGAGACGUGGCCAAUUUGUCCGGAAUGCCUUUGGGGAAUAGGAAUGAACCUGAAUUUAUUCACGAAGUCAUUGAAUGGGUGAAUUCUAUAUUAGUAAAACAAAUAUACUUCCAAGUUGCCCCAUAUCCAGUUGGAAUAGAGUCUUGUGUACGAGAUGUGAAGUCGCUUUUAGAUAUAGAGAAGAAUGACAUUACAUGGAUGGUAGGAACGUUCGGAAUUGGUGGAAUUGGUAAGACAACUAUCGCCAAAUUUAUCUACAACGCAAUUGCUUCUCAAUUUGAAGAUAGUUGUUUUCUUGAAAACAUUAGAGAAACUUAUAGCCAAAAGGGUAUGAUCCAUUUGCAAAAUAAACUUCUUUCUAAGAUUCUAGGAGACCCAAACCUAAUGGUUCGCAAUGUUGAUCAAGGAAUUACGUUGAUCGAGCAGAGGCUACACAAUUUAAGGAGUUGGAUCACAAUGAAGCUCUUCAACUCUUUAGUUGGAAUGCCUUUAAAAAUUGACAAACCUAAAGACGAUUAUGAGGAAGCCACAGAAGGUGCAAUAUGUUAUAGGGAAGGAUUGCCACUAUCUUGCUUUGUCAAAGCAUCAUCAUUUGGAAUACGUGUAUACAAAGAUUCUACUUUGCCCUCAUUAUACAAGUGUGAGCUUGAAAUGUCCAUAUAA